Messenger RNA from Morone saxatilis (striped sea-bass), 2215 nucleotides. RefSeq names its product SRY-box transcription factor 7 (gene sox7). The transcript is spliced from 2 exons. The coding region runs from base 239 to 1447 and encodes 402 amino acids. NCBI's taxonomy places the organism in Eukaryota, Metazoa, Chordata, Actinopteri, Moronidae. The record is from RefSeq and is a predicted model, not a curated record. Gene Ontology annotation, molecular function: RNA polymerase II cis-regulatory region sequence-specific DNA binding; DNA-binding transcription factor activity, RNA polymerase II-specific. Gene Ontology annotation, biological process: anatomical structure morphogenesis; cell differentiation; regulation of DNA-templated transcription.
CCCCCAUCCACCAGGAAAGACUGAAUCAUAACUCACAAGGAGGAGCCGCUGCUGAGCACAUCUGUGGUUUCCCUUCAAACCUGUUCUGACAACUAGUCUAGUUGUAGCUGUAGUAGUGUGUGAAACUCCUUUUUUUUUUUUUUUAAAGAAAAGCAGUUUCUGUAGUUGUUGUUUUUUUUAAAGUGAACCCAACUGCUUAAAGACAGAGCGAGAAGUUUGGAGAGUUUGGAGCGCACAGAUGGCAGCCCUCAUCAGCGCGUACUCGUCGUGGCCGGAGUCCUUCGAGUGUCCUCCAGGAGACGGGGACGUGCCCGAUGGACAUGGCCCGCACAGGACCCCAGUGGACAAGGCACCGGAGCCGCGGAUCAGACGGCCCAUGAACGCGUUCAUGGUGUGGGCCAAAGAUGAGCGCAAACGGCUGGCGGUUCAAAACCCAGACCUGCACAAUGCCGAGCUCAGCAAAAUGUUGGGCAAGUCCUGGAAGGCCCUGACUCCCCCCCAGAAGAGGCCCUACGUGGAGGAAGCAGAGAGGCUUCGGGUGCAGCACAUGCAGGACUACCCCAACUAUAAGUAUCGGCCUCGCCGGAAGAAGCAGCUGAAACGCAUCUGCAAGCGAGUGGACCCCGGCUUCCUCCUGAGUGGCCUGGCCCCUGAUCAGAACGCCCUGCCCGACCAGCGAGCCCUCUGUCACCCCCUCGACAAAGACGAGGGCAGCCCUAAUGGCGGCAGGUUUUCCAGCCCCAGCCCUGCUCUGCCCAGCGUCAGAAGCUUCAGAGACCCGGCUGGUUCCAACAGCAGCUUUGACACCUACCCCUAUGGCCUGCCCACCCCUCCUGAGAUGUCCCCCUUAGAUGCCAUGGACCACGAGCACGUACCCCCCUCAUAUUAUUCAACGUCUGGUAGCUCCUCCGUCUCCUCCUCAGCCUCCUGUCCAGAUGAGCACCACCAGAAUCAGACUCACAUGGGCAGCCCGCCCCCUUACCACACUGACUACGCUCAGACCCAAAUCCACUGUGGAGGAACACACAUAGGUCACAUCCCUCACAUGUCCCAAACUGGUGGCGGUGGACUGAUCCCCGGCCCUCCGCUGUCUUACUACAGUACCUCAUCUUUCCCCCAGAUUCACCACGGGCUCCACCAGGGACACCUGGGUCAGCUGUCCCCGCCUCCUGAAACACAGGGUCACCUGGAGACUCUAGACCAGCUGAGCCAGGCUGAGCUUCUGGGUGAGGUGGACCGCAAUGAGUUUGACCAGUACCUGAACUCCACUGGGACCGGGUACCAUCCUGAGCAGGGCAGCAGCAUGACUCUUACAGGACACAUCCAGGUGGCUUCUGCUGCCACUGCUUCUGCCACUGCGUGUCCCAGUAGCACCACAGAAACCAGCCUCAUUUCCGUGCUCGCGGACGCAACAGCGGCCUACUACAACAACUAUGGCAUCUCGUAAGCUGGGUCACGGCGCCCGUUAUACAUGUCUGUCAUGACUGAUCAGAGACACUACAGGGUUUGAAAUGGGUGAAGGAAAAGUCGGGACGAUGUUGCACGUGGGUGCUAAUGGGGGAAGAAUUUCUGUUCUCUCGUCUGUAAUUUCAAAUCUCGUAUUAGCAUCUAUUAGCAACUUCCUCCCGCCAUAAUUAAAACCUUACUGAGCAAUAUGAUUGUCUGGAGCCGAAGAAAGAACAAAGAGCAAUUUGGAGGACUAUGAAGAAAGGGGAGAUGGACAACUCAGGGAUGCAGACACAAAAUACUAUAGUAUGCCACCUCCAGUUGUCAUGAAGUUUCUAAACCAGAAGAACAAUCGUAAAAAGACUUGUUGUCCACUUGUAAAUGUCACCAGUUACUGUUGCCACUGCGGCAUGUACAGAUGCUCUUUAGAAGCUAAUUUAAGUCCUUUGAUGUUUCGCAUAAAUGCUAACUGUAAUGCUAUUAUCGACGCUUUCCAUUCGAAUGUUUGUAUUAUAUGUUCUCGCUCUCAUUAGUUUGGGAGUCUUACCUCAGUAGUUGUAAUUGAAUGAGGUUUUAGUUGGACAUUUCUUAUGCAAUUUAACAAAACGGUGUAUAAUGAAGAAAAAAGGCGUUUAUACUUCCUCUCAAGUACUUAAUAAUAUAUAAUCAUAACCUCUACGAUGAAAAAUAAUAAUGGUAACUAUAACUGUAUGCUGAUUUAGGUUUGUGAAAGACAAUAAUUUAAAAUAAAGUUCAAUUUUUCUAUAAA